Molecule: messenger RNA, 4427 nt
Organism: Sphaeramia orbicularis (orbiculate cardinalfish)
Lineage: Eukaryota; Metazoa; Chordata; Actinopteri; Kurtiformes; Apogonidae
Gene: map4k2
Product: mitogen-activated protein kinase kinase kinase kinase 2
Biological process (GO): protein phosphorylation; intracellular signal transduction
Cellular component (GO): cytoplasm
Molecular function (GO): ATP binding; MAP kinase kinase kinase kinase activity
Source: RefSeq, a predicted model, not a curated record
AUCCAGUCUGUAGUGUGUCAGUGCCGUGGAGUGGAGUUGUGUGUCCGUGUGGGGCGCGCGCGUGUCUGCCAGUCGGGUCGAUACAAUUAAUCAGCUCCAAUUAGUUGCCAUUAUCAGUCGGUCAGUCCCGGUGGUUUGUGUUCAUCCUUCUGCUUCUUCCUCCUCCGACAACAACAGCCGGGAUGUGUGAGUAGCAGCCCGCCUGGCUCCUCCGCAGCCCCAGAGGUGUCUCCAACAUGGACCGGAUAGGGGUGUCCUUCCUGGACCCUCUGGACGACUACGAGCUCAUCCACCGCAUCGGGUGCGGCACCUAUGGAGAUGUGUUCAAGGCUCGUAACAUCAGGACGUCUGAGCUGGCAGCUAUCAAGAUUGUCAAGCUGGACCCAGGAGACGAUAUCACGUCCAUCCAGCAGGAGAUCACCAUGAUGAAGGAAUGCAAACACAAGAACAUCGUGGCCUAUUUCGGCAGCUACCACAGGAACACAAAGCUGUGGAUCUGCAUGGAGUACUGUGGUGGAGGGUCCCUGCAAGAUAUUUACCACGUGACGGGCCCAUUAAAGGAGAAACAGAUAGCAUUCGUGUGCAGAGAAACCCUUCAGGGUUUGUAUCACCUGCAUGAAACUGGCAAAAUGCACCGAGACAUAAAGGGAGCCAACAUCCUUUUAACCGAACGAGGAGAUGUGAAACUGGCUGAUUUUGGCGUGGCUGCAGAGAUCAGUGCAUCCGUCGCUAAAAGGAAGUCAUUCAUAGGAACUCCAUACUGGAUGGCUCCAGAGGUAGCAGCAGUGGAGAAGAAGGGCGGGUACAACCACCUGUGUGAUAUCUGGGCUGUCGGAAUCACCGCCAUCGAGUUGGCGGAGCUCCAACCACCCAUGUUUGACCUCCACCCAAUGAGAGCACUGAUGUUGAUGUCCAAGAGCAGCUUCCAGCCUCCAAGACUAAAGGAUAAAACCAAGUGGUCGACAGGUUUUCAAAGUUUUGUGAAGAUGGCACUUAUAAAAAAUCCUCGUAAAAGGCCCUCAGCUGAGACACUGCUGCAGCAUCCAUUUGUGACGCAGCUGCUGACCCGUAACCUGGUCAUUGAGCUGCUGGACAUGGCCAGUAACCCCGACCUGCACAACAGCCACUCACACAGCAUGGACGACAACGAACUGGAGGUCGGGGAAAUGGCUCCUGACAAGAUUCAGUCAGUGGGGAAACACCUGCCUGUGGAAAGGACGUUAUCUGAAGAACAAUUUGAUCAGGUGAAGUUUGGGCCUCCGUUGAGGAAAGUGACAGAGCCUUAUCCUGAUAUGCAGGGCUCGUACGAUGACGACUGGAGUCUGUCUGGGGAUGAAGACAAUUCACCGAGCCUGUUGGAAUGUGUGGAACAAGCUCUGCAGCUGAGGAGUUUAACCAUUAAGAGGGUGCCAUCUACUGACGGAGGGAGGAAGAGCGGCCUGUUCAGCCCGUCCACCGCGUCGCUGCCGGCCUUCAGCUCUUUAACGCCCAACUCCGAGGACAAAGACCUGACACUCAGACCGAGCUGCACUCUGGGCCCCGAUGCCGCUAUCGGUGCCGACUCCACGUCCACUACAGCCUUGGCCCGGUGUUCGGCCACACAGGACAUCACACAGCGCUGCAGUGACCCGUGUUUACCUCGGGGGGACGCUGUUACCACAGACAAAAGAAAACCCCCCACUGUUUCCUCCAAAAGGGAGACGCCUCUUUCACCUGAAUGGAGCACGCUGAGGAAAAAGACAGAGGACUCUAGGGCUGAUUGUCAUGGACUUCCUCCUACCCCUCAAGUCCAUAUGGGAGCCUGCUUCUCCAAAGUCUUCAAUGGUUGUCCUCUUACUAUCCACUGCGCUGUCACCUGGAUUUUCCCCAAGACCAGAGAUCAGUACCUUAUUCUUGGGGCGGAGGAGGGCAUCUACACACUUAACCUUAAUGAACUUCAUGAAGAUACACUAGAAAAACUGCUCCCUCAGCGGUGUACGUGGCUGUAUGUUAUGAACAACGUGCUCAUGUCUGUAUCAGGGAAGUCGUCACAGCUUUAUUCCCACAGUCUGACGGCCCUGUUUGAACAGAAAGGACACGAGCCUCUGCAGAAGAAGCCGAGUACUCUGUCGCUCAGCACUAACCGCUUCACCGAGAGGAUCAGCACCAGAAAGUUUGCCAUAUCUGUGAAGAUCCCUGACACUAAAGGCUGCAGGAGGUGUAGUGUAGCAAGAAACCCAUACACAGACAGUACUUUUCUGUGUGCAGCGGUUCCUUCAGGUCUGGUGUUACUGCUGUGGUAUGAACCUCUGCAGAAAUUCAUGCAUCUAAAGCACAUAGCAGUGAAGCUGCCGGACGCUCUGCCAAUAUUUGAGCUGCUGGUGUUGGUGUCAGACGAGUUUCCUCAGCUGUGUGUGGGAGUGAGACACUGUAGUAACGGGAAACCCAAGACUGAGCAACAACUCAAGUUCGAUAUUAUAGAGCUGAACGGGACGCCGGUCUCAGUACCAGACAGUGGAGGACUCAACGCGGGUCAGGUGACACAACUGGACAGAGACACAGUUCUCAUCGCAUUAGAAAAAACCGUUAAGAUUGUGAACCUGCAGGGGCGUCCGUCCAAAGAGCUGACAGCUGAGAUGUUAUUUGACUUCCCCGUCGAAACAUUAGUUUGUUUACAGGACAGCGUUCUGGCUUUCUGGAAACACGGCCUUAAAGGGAAGAGUUUUCAUUCAGACGAGGUAACACAAGAGAUCACAGACGAGAGUCGAGUAUUCAGAGUUCUGGGAACAAACAGGGACAUCAUCCUUCAAAGCACACCGACAGACGAACCGUCGGCACUGAGCAACCUUUACAUCCUGACUGGACAUGAAAGCAGCUACUGAGACGCUCUAAGAAACCAUCCUUUCUCAGACACCAGCGCCAACAAACCCCACCAACUGUCAGCUGUGAAAAACUCAAACUGUGUUUCGUCGAACCAGUGGAAUGAGACCGAGUACCAUUAAAACUGCAUGGGCUAAGACAACCAUCUAAUAAUGUUUAACGUUUUCCUAAAGCACCCAAGAUGGAAGUUUGCGUUCCUGCUGCUUAAGAUACUUUAGACGAACUCCAGAUGAGAUUUCCAACAGGUUUUAAAGGGAUGCAUUGAAACCCUCUUUGUCAGAAAGUGGAUCCAGGUCUGAUGAGGGACGAGUUCGACAGGCUGCUGGGAUUUAACAGCAUGAAUAAACCAUAUUAUCCCCAAAAACGAAAAAGGAUUGUCAUACUUACCAACAAGAAACACAAGUGAGGACACGAUAAAUGUGUUUUUUAUAUAAUUUUGGUGGAGCCUGUACCUUUUGGAGCUAGCAUCUACUUUGUUAGCUUGAUUAUUAUCUGUCACAUAUACAAAAAAAGAAACAGUUAGUCAAAUAAUUCACCUGUUUUUGCCAGUUAAACCCUUUUUUUUAUGCUCACAUUUUUAUUGAGGUUUUUCACAUUUUAACAAAGAGAUGCAUUUUCAAAUUAUGAUUUCCAUUGUAGAGUUAGAGAAAUAAAACAGAUGUGUUAAGUAAAGAAACAAGAACAAAAGAAAUAACAGUCAUAGUUACCAAUAUCUAUCAUCAAAAUAAGGUUCAUACAUUCGAGUCUAUCGAUCCUUAAGCAUCGUUCACUGUCAUACUGUGUUCAUUUCUCCCAUUUCGUCAUAAACCAGUUAAACCCUUUUAAUUUUACACAAAAUUAAAGCGCUCAUAGUUGUAGGGGUUAACCGUUAAAACUCAGAUGCAUGCAUUGCUUCAUAGGAUUCUCUUGAAUUCUGUGCAAAACGGACAGAUUUGACCACGCAGUGAAGAAAUAUUGACGUCCUAUACUUCAGAAAAGCACCAGAGGGGCAAUGUAAUAAACACUGCACUAUGAGUCAAAGUGCUACAUGAAAAAUCCAACAAAAGUAUUUCAGCCAAAGUACUGGUUUUGUUCCUGUUGGAAAUCUUUUAAGAAAUUGCAGUCGAUUUUUCAGAUAACAAAAAAAAGUACCAUUUAAGUCACAUGCAUUAUUUAGAAGUUAUAUUUUAAGUAUCUCCUGUUAAAAUUCAGACCUGUCACUCACUUCAGUGAUACGCCAGUUUCUAUUUCUAGUUUUACUUAAAUAUUGACAUUUAUGGGAAUGUUGGUCAUAUUCUGAUGAAGAGCAACACAGUAUUUAACAGGUAAAGAUUCUCAUUCGACCAUGUCAUCACCUUUAAUUAGACUGUAACUAAAAUGAGCCCUUUAUAAUUUUGACUCACAGAAACAUUGUUCUGCAGAGUCUGAGGUCCUCGACUCUGGUGAACAGGUCAAUUGAUAAGGACGAAUGAAGGAAAAUAUGCUUGGCAAGUUGACCAAAAUAUUAAGAAAGUUACUCCCUUUUGGGCUCUGUUGCACACUUUAUAAACUGUGUUGCUCUUUAUUAGGAAAUGACAUGUACUAUAAUC